AUGCUGGUGGCCUUCAAAAUCCUUAGCGCCAUCUAUCCGGUUCUCUAUUCCCGGCGAGAGUUGGAACACUUGGGCGUGGGUGAGCAUAGUGCUGCUUGGGCGGAGACCUUGAAGAACGUCACCAGCCUUUGGCAUCAGCUCAGCCUGGCGUGCUUCUUGAAGGAGGAGCAUGUCUUGGAGGUGCAAGGCUUGGAUGCCUGGAUGCAUUUGCAGUUCCAGUGGCUGGCUCUGAGGAUUCUGGCCUUGUUGGCGCUGGUGCCCCUGGCGGUGUGUCCAUUGCACUGGACACACGGGGGGGAGCCGCGAGGUGUUUUCGAGGCUCAACUUGGCGGUGAGUGA
Molecule: messenger RNA, 339 nt
Organism: Durusdinium trenchii
Lineage: Eukaryota; Dinophyceae; Suessiales; Symbiodiniaceae
Source: the annotation of a GenBank genome assembly